AUGGGUUGCCACCUUUCAAGAACUUCAUCGACUGAAGAUAUUCAAAAAUCUUCGGAGAAAGGAACCAUCGAAGCAACGCCCAAGAAAAAUAACGGAAAUCGGGCACCACUCCCAGAAUUAAGGUAUCUUCGUACUUUUUAAAGAAACCAUAAUUUAUUUCAUUAUGUUUCAGGAAUGGUCACAAUGGAAAUAUUCUCCAAAUUGCAGGCAAACCUAUAAUGUAAGUUCUGAUAAGUUCUGAUUUAUUUUGAAUUAUAUAUUUUCAGUGAAGUUGAAAGUGCUAGCCAAGCAGAUUUCUUCAGAAUGUUGGAUGAUAAAAUCAAUAAUGUAAGAAAACAUUUGUAUCCAUCUAGAAAAGUCUAUAAGAGAACAUUUUUCAGGGAAAAUGCCUGGAUUCGGAUACGGAAAGUUGA
Caenorhabditis angaria is the source of this 413-nucleotide messenger RNA. Lineage: Eukaryota; Metazoa; Nematoda; Chromadorea; Rhabditida; Rhabditidae. The record is from the annotation of a GenBank genome assembly.